AUGUCAAUGUCUUCUGAAGAUGAACCACAUAUUACGGAAGAGCCUACUCCUACAAAGAACAAGAGACAGGCUGUUGCGACCAAAGGAUCUAAAGCAAAGAGAGCAAAAUCUUCAGUAACUGUCAAAUCUAAGUUUGUCAAAGGUGUUAUUGCUCAGCAUCUUCGCACUCGGACUCCGGGCAAAGUCGUUAUCUUCGCCACCACAAUAGAGGGCAGUGGUGAGUCAGAUUCUGGAAUUCCACCAACGGGAACCGGCAAAGCCACGAAGCGGAAACAUGCAACGCCUGCAAUAUCACAUCUCUCUGAGGACACAGAAGCUCCUAUCCCUUCAUUUCUCCUUCGCUGUGAAGCAAAUCGAAAGUUGGUUCUGGAUCCGGCUGAGGAGCGCUACAAAUUUAUGGCAGCGAAGAACUUCAACAACAUGCGGAUCUUGUCUUUCGGUUCUUCGAACUCUUCGGAUUCAGAAGAACUUAUCAUCAACGCUGGAUUACUCUCUACUGUAACAGAGAUGGAGCCCUACACUCCGGAAGUGGUAAGGGAAUUAUAUGCCAACCUUGAAGACAUGGAAAUCAGAGAUGAUGGCUACCAAUGUGUGUAUGUCAGAGGUGCAAUGUACGAGUUCUCCUUAACAAUCAUCAACCAAAUGUUUCAACUACAGGAAUAUGAGUAUGAUCCAGAGUCUAAGGUACCAAGUAUGGAGGACCCCAUUGAACUUGUUGCUGCUGAAUUGUCUCAAGGACACGUCAACAAUUGGGACAUUCUAACUCCUCCUCAGAUGAGUCCUAAGAUGGCCUUUCUCUACAAAAUCUACUUUGAUACAUCUGCAAUAGAAUAUGGGAAGGCCAUGUUACUGAAGGCAAUAGAAUAUGGGAAGAUUAUAGAGAAUUUGAGCAAAGGCAUCUUAGCCACUAUUAACAAGGCUGACAUUGAGUGUUACAUGUCUGUUCCGCUAGAAAACCUGAGCUCCACUAUUAUUGCUUAUAAGGCUUGGGAGUUGGAACACGGCAUUGACCUUGAUAGGGGACCUGGUGGUUUCAGUAAGGUUUCUCCUCAGGUUGCAGAUGCAAACAAGAAGGCCCUGCAGAUGUAUAGUGAACGUGCCUAUCUUGAAGGACAAAUUUCUAAGAAAGAUUUCUGUGACCCAGAAAAGUUUCAGCAACUCAUGUUGUGUAUCCUUUCUCGUACUGUUGAUAUCUAUCAUAAAUAUUGUGUGGGAAUCCUACCCGAGUUGAAGCUAUGUAUGAACAUGCUGUCGUUGAAUAUCUGGUUUCAAGUGAUUUCUGGAUAG
Messenger RNA from Arabis nemorensis, 1287 nucleotides. NCBI's taxonomy places the organism in Eukaryota, Viridiplantae, Streptophyta, Magnoliopsida, Brassicales, Brassicaceae. The record is from the annotation of a GenBank genome assembly.